GGGAUGCGAUGUGUGCGGUGAUUGGCCGGGUAGUGAAGCCGUAUUCCGUGUGACCUGUGACAAGCUGCUGGCGGGAAGCGUUAGACGGAGGUGGACAUGAGCCAUGAAACUGUUCGAGAAACCAAGACUCUGCAGGUCCAGUUUGUCCCGGAUGAGGAUGUCCUGGAACACAUCAGUGAUAAGCAAGAAGGGGUAAAACUCCAAAGUAUCACUGCAGCUCAGCGUAUUGUCAAUGUAAAGAAGUUAAUUAACAAAGUUGAUGAGAUCUUUGAUGAAGAAAACCCACAGGUCUGGAAAGAACAAGAUUAUGUGGAAGUGUUGGGAGCGAAUACUGAAGAUGCCAUUAAGGAGGGCUCAGUGGCAGGUGGCGGGGAACUGUAUUCCUUCUACACAAUCAAGCGUUCAAACAAGAUGGCGAAGCUUGCAUCGGAAAUGGCCAGAACACCUGGGAAGACGGUGACAUUCUCUUUAUCACAUAGUCCAGAAAAAGAAACAAGUCCACCGGCUAUUACUAAGAAACAAUCUGCUACAAACAAAACUCCAUCUAAGGUCAGAAAAAAGGAAUUCAUUUCUACAACACCCCACCGAUUAAGGAAAAGACUGUCAGCUCCUAAUUUAAGAUCUGACAGUGAAAGCGAUUACUCUGUUUCUGAAUCCGAUGAGGAACCACAGGAGGUUACUUCUCAAUCCAAAACACCAAGCAAAGAGUCUCAGACCCCUAGUAAAACUCCAUCCAAGAAAGGAAAGAAAAAAGCUGAAAACAAUUUGGUAGAAGAAUAUUUUGAAGCUCACAGCAGUUCAAAGGUUUUCACUUCGGAUCGGACACUGCAGAAACUUCAAACUCCAAAAUUAGAUCAGGAGACAUUGCGGAAGCUUCUUGAACAGUCACCCUCCGCAUUUGCUGGUGAAAUUGAAAGCCUGAACAAGCAGCACGAGGCUCUGUUUUAUAAAUGGGUGCUACAGAUGCACCUUGGAUUCAACAUCAUUCUCUUUGGCUUGGGAUCCAAACGGAAUCUCAUAGAGAAGUUCCGAACCUCUCUGCUUCAGGAUUCUCUCCACAUUGUUAUCAACGGGUUCUUCCCAAGUAUUACUGUGAAAUCUAUUUUAAAUUCCAUCACGGAUGAAGCCAUUGGACACACUGGGACAUUUCGAAGCCCCCUUGAUCAAAUGGAAUUCAUAGUACAGAUGUUUAAAGACAAUCCAUCCCUUGAACUGUACCUUCUUGUUCAUAAUCUGGACAGUCAGAUGUUAAGAGGGGACAAAAGUCAACAGGUCUUGGCACAUCUAGCGUCUGUACCUAGGAUCCACCUUCUUGCCUCUGUUGACCACAUCAAUGCUCCUCUCUUGUGGGACCAGUCUAAACAGAGUCUGUAUAAUUGGUUAUGGUAUGAGACCACUACUUAUAGUUCCUAUGUAGAAGAGACAUCCUACGAGAACUCACUGCUGGUGAAACGCACCGGAGCACUGGCUCUCAGCUCCCUCACUCAUGUGAUGCGCAGCCUCACCCCCAAUGCCAGAGGCAUUUUCCGGCUGCUUGCAGAGUAUCAAUUGGCUAAUAAAGACAACCCUUCUUAUUCAGGCCUUUCCUUUCAAGAUUUCUACCAGCAAUGCAGAGAAGCCUUCCUUGUAAACAGUGACCUAACACUAAGGGCUCAGCUGACUGAAUUCAGAGAUCACAAGCUGAUCCGUACAAAAAAGGGUGCAGAUGGAGUGGAAUAUUUGUUAAUCCCUCUUGAUUUAGGAACCUUGACAGACUUCUUAGAAAUGGAAGACAAGGAGUCCUAAACCAGUGAAAUGCAAGAGUUCAUUAUUUCUUUUUUUUUUUUUGCUUGUAAGUAAAUGUGGCAUUCUUAAUUAUUUGCCCGGACAAGUGACUGUAUUUACAGUUUGACAUAUUUCUCAAGAACCAAUUCUUCAAAGGAAUCUGCAAGCGUUCAAAGAUUUUGUGGCAAAAACGUUACUUAAGUUUCCUUCCUCAGAAACAAAAUGAAUAUCUGUACAGAUCUUUAUUUUUGUAAGGAUAUUAGCAGUAUAUGAAAUAUUUCAGUACUAUAAAAUAUUUUGAAUUCU
This is a messenger RNA of Pelobates fuscus (common spadefoot toad), 2070 nucleotides long. RefSeq names its product origin recognition complex subunit 2 (gene ORC2). Gene Ontology annotation, biological process: DNA replication. Gene Ontology annotation, cellular component: nuclear origin of replication recognition complex; nucleus. Lineage: Eukaryota; Metazoa; Chordata; Amphibia; Anura; Pelobatidae. The record is from RefSeq and is a predicted model, not a curated record. The transcript has 17 exons. The coding region runs from base 97 to 1785 and encodes 562 amino acids. Gene Ontology annotation, molecular function: DNA replication origin binding.